This is a messenger RNA of Agrilus planipennis (emerald ash borer), 2929 nucleotides long. RefSeq lists its product as uncharacterized. The record is from RefSeq and is a predicted model, not a curated record. The transcript has 8 exons. The coding region runs from base 1418 to 2680 and encodes 420 amino acids. NCBI's taxonomy places the organism in Eukaryota, Metazoa, Arthropoda, Insecta, Coleoptera, Buprestidae.
AUGAACGAAUUUCCGGAAAAAUUCGUUUGUUGGGAUUGCGCCCAAAAAGCAGAAGGCAUCCAACCUACCAACGUCACGAUGACUGCUCUAGGGAAAGAGCAACAUGAAAAAAUUGCUAUCAGAUUCCUUAUUAUAUUUUGUAUUUUGGAAAGUAAAUCCUACCCAGAAGCGAUUAUAAAUAAGUUAUCCAAAGAUAAGCGCAAAGGCGUGGUUUAUUUUUUGGAAGAGAACAGAUACAUUACUUUUCGUAGAAAUAUUAAAAAACCAAUUGUGGAUUUUAAUGCUCUCAGAGAAUAUGUUGAUAGUAUUAAAAACGCUUUUGAGGAAGACACUUCAAGACUUCCUGAAUCUGAAGAGCCUGUCCCUAAAAGAAGUAGGACAAAUUAAGAAGUUAUUACAAAGGAAUAUCAUUUACUUAUACGUUCAAAUACAUUCAUAGUUUAUUUAUUUUUCUUGUUAAUCGUAAGAGUUAAAUUACUACAUUAAAUAAGUGUUAAUCCUUAAUAAUGUAUUGUAUAGGCAUCUAAGGGUGACUUAACACACUGUUCAACUUGUUAUUUCGAUUUAAAUUGUUAAUAUAUAUUGUUAAAUAAGUUUAUGUUCCAGUUAUAAAAAUAGUUAUCAGUUUUGUGUUCUCUUUAUGCUAAAAAUAAAUUUUUAAAGUUUACAAUUCUCUUUUGUGAUUUUUAUCCCACCGGAAACAAGAAAAGUAACAUAUAAAUUAUAUGUAGUAGCUACCCAUUUUAAACUAUAUUCAUUAAAAAAGAGUGCGGGUUAACCGACCAGACAGUCCACACAUGCUUGUCUAAAAAGCGCAGAAAUAAAGAGCAAUUCGCGAGUAUCGUCUAUAUAAAAAGUCGUAAGUUGUGACUAUAAAGACAUAAAAUUGUAAUGAACUCUUUGAAACAUCUCCAAUAAAAGUUACAACAGCUUUAUAUGGUUUAAUUAUUUUUUUAUGUACUUUUUAAAUUUUUCUUGAGAUAAAGUUAGGCAACUUUUUUUACACAGUUGUACAGCUGCAUGCUCGCCCCACCAUAAUAAGUAAUUCUUUAACAUAUAAAGUUUCUUUUUACUAUUUAUUUAAACAAAACCCUAUACUUUGAAUUAACUGACUACAUUACUAUUUUUUUAGUUUAAUUUUUGAUGCAAGUACGUAUUAAGUCCAAUACAAAAAUAAAAAUAUAAAGACUUUUUAGAACACCUACUUUUAAAUAUGUGUUACAAAUAAAUAUUACAGUAAAUAUUUCUUCAAAUCGAUACAGUUAUGGUAAUUAUUUGUCACAUGCUAAUUGUAACAGUUUUUAAGACAUUUAACAUAAAUGUGCGAAGAACUUGUGGACAGUGUUUGUCUCUUUAAUUAUGUUGCUGGGAAGAGUAUCAAAAACUUGUACAUUACUAAACUGAGUAGUCCUUUAGAAUGAAGGUUCUCGUGGGUUCAGUGGUGGUAAUUGCAGUUUUCAUAUUUAAAGUUACUUAUAGCGAAACUCGAUAUUCUAAAACAUUGUAUGAUCCUUGGAAUGAGUACUCUUUAGCAAAAAGAAGCGACCAACUUGAUAUAUGGCACGAUCAAGUUGAAAGAAAUAGUCGAUUUUUUGGCAUAGGCAUAGUUCGUUUCGAAAAUUCCAUUUGUGCUGCGUCAGAUGGGCUAAAUGGCACUUGUUAUACUCGAAGGCAAUGUACAAAUAUAAAUGGGGUGGCAUCAGGGAGAUGCGCUUCCAAUAUAGGAGUUUGUUGCGUUGUUUUUGCAACUUGCGGGGAUACAGCUUUAUAUAAUAAUACUUAUUUUGUUAGUCCAAAUUAUCCCAACACUUUUGACACUGCAACAUCGUGCACCCUUACGAUAAGGAAGUGCAAUGCGGGAAUAUGCCAAAUUCGUAUAGAUUUGUUAUCGUUUUCUUUAGCGCAACCGGAUGGUAAUGGGUAUUGUAUUUUUGAUGCAAUGUAUGUUCUUGGGGGCGCUUCAACAGUACCAGUUAUAUGUGGUGAAAAUAGCGGUCAACACCUUUAUGUCGAUUUUAAUGGAGACAACGACAUACAAAUAGUGAUCAGUACUACGUCAGCUUUGUCACAAGCCCGAAAUUGGUUUUUGAGAAUUGCGCAAAUCGAAUGCAACAACCCUUCCAGAGCUCCUAGUGGUUGUCUCAUGUACUAUACCGCACUGACUGGUACAGUACGAAGUUUUAAUUAUGGUUCCACUGUGAGCAGUGCCAUUUUGAAUUUUAACGGUACCAAUUUUCCUGGCACUCGAGAAUUGGCAAAUUUAAAUUAUGGCGUUUGUAUUCAAAUGGUACCGGGGUAUUGUGCCAUUCAAUGGUCCCAAAGUGCCGGAGAUCCUUAUUCUUUUUCCGUUUCCGGUGAUACCGUUGGUCUUUCUGUUGAUCCUGGUUUGCCAACGGGGGCAUUGAUUAAUGGCGCUUGUUUAGAUGACUUUGUGGUCAUACCAAAUCCAUUCUACCCCAAUGGAACUGCGGUGGGGUCCGAUCGAUUUUGUGGUAAUCAGUUUAAUACAGUGACCACUGGAUCGAAACCGUUCGUUUUAACGGUCGUUACAAAUUCUACUCAAAUUAAUAUGACAACAGACAUUACAAUGCAAAAUGUGGGAAAUAGGGGGUUUUCUUUAAUGUAUAAUCAGUUAUCUUGCGGUACAACAUUAGUAAAUAAUCCUUUAAUUGUAGGAUAAAUACAGUUAUUAUUACUUCGAUGUGCGUGUUUUAAUUAAUAUUAUCCUUCUGCAUUACUUAUUGAAAAAAAUAUUUUUGAGAUUUUUGUGCUGCAAUCAAAUAACACCCUGUAUGUUAAAAAUUCAAAAAUAAUAUGUUAAUAAACUUAUUCCACCAAUGAGAAUGCAAAUAAGAACGGACUAACCGUUGUUGCCAAAACUAACACAAUACUGUCAAAUUAAACAUAUUCUAUUAUCCAUUUUCAGAUA